Molecule: messenger RNA, 2373 nt
Organism: Ilex paraguariensis (yerba mate)
Lineage: Eukaryota; Viridiplantae; Streptophyta; Magnoliopsida; Aquifoliales; Aquifoliaceae
Source: the annotation of a GenBank genome assembly
AUGGCCAAGCUCAGUUUUCUUCUCUUUUUCACUCUUUCUCUCUUAGUCCUCUCUGCUUCUGCCAGAAAUGUCGCCUCAAAAAAGCUCACAAGCUCUACCUUAGGUCUCGACAAUGGCGUCUUCAAGCCCACAAGGAACUACACCCAUGUCUGUGAUGCUUCAAGGUUUGCAGACCUUGGGCUGGACAUGAAGGACUUUGCCUUCUGCGACUCUUCUCUCUCAUAUGAGAUUAGGGUUAAGGACUUGAUUGACAGGAUGACAUUGGCGGAGAAGGUGCAGCAGAUUGGGGACACCGCUCUCGGGGUGGCGAGGAUUGGACUGCCCAAGUACGAGUGGUGGUCGGAGGCUUUGCACGGCGUGUCGAACGUUGGCCAGCAGGGGAGCGUAGCUAGCUUCUUUGAUGAUGUUGUUCCUGGAGCAACCAGCUUUCCUACUGUUAUUCUCACCACUGCUUCUUUCAAUGAAUCCAUGUGGAAAACCAUUGGCGAGGCUGUUUCAACAGAAGCAAGGGCCAUGCACAAUCUAGGGCAUGCUGGAUUAACAUAUUGGAGCCCUAAUAUCAAUGUUGUAAGAGACCCUAGAUGGGGAAGAGCCCUAGAGACACCAGGUGAAGAUCCAUAUGUUGUUGGGAGGUAUGCUGUCAACUAUGUUAGGGGCUUGCAAGAUGUUGAAGGGACUGAGAACACAACAGACUUGAACCAUAGACCUCUCAAGGUUGCUGCAUGCUGUAAGCAUUAUGCAGCCUAUGAUGUUGAUAAUUGGCUCGGAGUCGAUCGCUACCACUUUGAUUCUCGGGUGACUGAGCAAGAUAUGGUGGAAACUUUCCUAAGACCUUUUGAAAUGUGUGUGAAAGACGGAGAUGUCACUAGUGUGAUGUGCUCUUAUAACCGUGUCAAUGGCAUCCCCGCUUGUGCUGAUCCAAAGCUUCUAAAAGAUACAAUCAGAGGAGAAUGGGAUCUUCAUGGGUACAUAGUCUCAGACUGUGAUUCUAUUGAGGUCAUGCUUGAUAAUCAGAAAUGGCUUAAUGAUGAACCAGAAGAUGCUAGUGCAGUGGUGCGAGGGAAAGUUAGGGAGGCAGAAAUAGACAAGGCACUUAAAAACCUCUAUUUUGUACUCAUGAGGCUUGGUUUUUUCGAUGGCAGCCCUAAAUUUAGUUCUCUUGGAAGCGAAAAUGUGUGUUCUCUUGAACACAUUCGGUUAGCAACCGAGGCUGCAAGAGAAGGCAUUGUUCUCUUGAAGAAUGAUGAUGAAACUUUGCCUCUGAACCAUCACAAGUUUAAGACAGUAGCAGUGGUUGGACCUCAUGCCAAUGCCACCACCGUGAUGAUUGGAAAUUAUGCAGGUGUUCCAUGCCAAUACACAACCCCCAUUGAUGGAUUCUCUGCAUAUGGGAGGGUGAUACAUGAAAUGGGUUGUUCUGAUGUUGCAUGCAAGAAUGAUACUCUAAUUUUCCCAGCCAUGAAAGCUGCAAAGAAAGCAGAUGCUACCAUACUUGUAGUGGGCAUUGAUUUGACUGUUGAGGCUGAGAGCUUAGACAGAGUGGACCUUCUUCUACCUGGUUACCAAACACAACUCAUCAGCCAAGUUGCUGCAGCUUCCAAAGGUCCUGUGGUCCUUGUGGUCAUGUCUGCUGGUGGGGUUGAUAUUUCUUUUGCUAAGAAUGAUCCAAACAUCAAAGCUAUCCUCUGGGCUGGGUACCCUGGUGAAGAAGGUGGCAGAGCUAUUGCAGAUGUUGUUUUUGGGAGUUAUAACCCAGGUGGAAGAUUGCCUCUAACCUGGUAUGAAAGCAAUUAUGUAGAUAUGCUUCCAAUGACCUCCUUACCCCUGAGGCCAAUUGACAGCUUAUCCUACCCUGGUAGAACAUACAAAUUCUUCAAUGGCUCCACAGUUUAUCCAUUCGGGUAUGGUCUCAGCUACACAAAUUUCACCUACAAGCUCACAAGCGCACAGAGAUCACUCCACAUAGAGCUCAACAAGUUCCAACACUGCCGGGACAUCACCUACACCGAAGACGCUUUCCGGCCACCAUGCCCGGCAGUUCUCAUCGACGACCUGAGCUGCGACGAUCAUUUUGAGUUCGAGGUCGAAGUUCAGAACAUCGGAAAAAGAGAUGGCAGUGAGGUUGUCAUGGUGUACUGGACUCCUCCCGCCGGGAUCAUCGGAGCUCCAUUGAAGCAGUUGAUUGGUUUCCAAAAAGUGUUUGUCCCAGCUGGAGGGAGCGAAAAGGUUAAGUUCGACUUGAAUGCUUGCAAGAGCUUGGGAAUUGUUGACUACACGGCUUACCGUCUAUUGCCGGCCGGUGGACACUCCAUUGUGAUCGGAGAUGAUGUUGUCUCAUUUCCAGUUCAAGUUAGCUUUCAUGGUUCAGUUUAG